UCUUCCACGGUGGCUCCUCUCUUCUUUUACGUGGCAACGCGUCAGGCGACCGGCGAGACAUACGGAGCACAAAGAGAGAGAAUAUUCAUUAUAAUAUUAUUAUAUUUCCUUUGUCGUUUCGGUUAUAGAUACAAUUUAAGCCCUGCUUUAUUUUUUAUCAUGGGGCUUACGAUCUCAUCGCUGUUUGGCAGACUGUUUGGCAAGAAACAAAUGAGAAUACUGAUGGUGGGUUUGGAUGCCGCAGGUAAAACCACAAUACUUUACAAACUCAAACUGGGAGAGAUUGUGACCACCAUUCCUACUAUAGGUUUUAAUGUGGAGACUGUUGAAUACAAGAACAUCUGCUUCACCGUGUGGGACGUCGGUGGCCAGGACAAAAUUCGUCCUCUCUGGAGACAUUAUUUUCAGAACACACAGGGUCUGAUCUUUGUGGUGGACAGCAAUGACAGAGAGAGAGUAGCUGAAUCUGCAGAGGAACUUGCUAAAAUGUUGCAGGAAGAUGAACUGAGGGAUGCAGUAUUGCUGGUUUUCGCUAACAAACAGGAUCUGCCUAACGCCAUGGCUGUCAGUGAACUUACAGACAAACUUGGGCUACAGAGUCUGCGCAGCAGAACGUGGUAUGUUCAAGCAACCUGUGCAACGCAAGGGACUGGACUCUAUGAAGGAUUGGAUUGGUUAUCAAAUGAGCUCUCCAAACGCUAGUAUAUCUGUUCAUGGUGGCCAGAUAUGUGUGAAUCUUGGAAUGACAGAGGAUUAAGUUCAUUCUGUCCUCAAGAACUUGUGUGUAUGCGUGUAUAUGAGUGUGUGAGAUGUGAAGGAGCUAUCAAGUGUUCAGCAUCGUUUCUAAUCUAUCCUAUUUGUCUUUUUCUAUGCUGUAUUCCUACUAAUAUUCUUUUAAUUUUUCUUUAGAAAUCCGAUUGUUUUUCUAUGACUGUAAAAUAAUGCUUAAAUUGCACGUUUUCUUGAUAACUGUGAGAGCAUUAUGGCACAAGAAGAAAGGAAGGUGUUGAAGUAAUCCUGGGUGGAGGGGAUCCUCUCGUGCAAGUCGUUAAAGCCGCUGCGCAUUCAAGUUCACCGCAAGAUCUCUGUUGCAGUGCUGUCCGAGUCACAGGCCCCGCUGCUGUAACCAAGAACUUUCCAUUUCACAGCGAUUCAUUUUAUUCUGAAGGGUGUUUUUUGUAUAGCUACACAUUAACUUAUGUUGCAAAAGGCUGAUUUCAGGGACUUUGUCACCAACAGAAUCUUUGA
This is a messenger RNA of Paramisgurnus dabryanus, 1248 nucleotides long. Its product is annotated as ADP-ribosylation factor 4-like. Gene Ontology annotation, molecular function: GTP binding; GTPase activity. Lineage: Eukaryota; Metazoa; Chordata; Actinopteri; Cypriniformes; Cobitidae. The record is from RefSeq and is a predicted model, not a curated record.